This is a messenger RNA of Sesamum indicum (sesame), 2002 nucleotides long. RefSeq names its product Zinc finger C-x8-C-x5-C-x3-H type family protein. Gene Ontology annotation, molecular function: metal ion binding. The record is from RefSeq and is a predicted model, not a curated record. Lineage: Eukaryota; Viridiplantae; Streptophyta; Magnoliopsida; Lamiales; Pedaliaceae.
ACGAAAUUGUUGUAGAAAAAUAAUUAGCAAAAGAGGAAAAAGGAAAAAAAAUCAGAGGAUCUAGGGUUCCUAUCUAGGGCUUUCUUGGACUUAUCCUCACUCUGUUUCUCCCUCUUCCUUUUUCUUUUUUCUUUUUUUUCUCUCUGUAUCAGUUCACUCUAAAUCGAAGAGCAAUCGACUAAAAAUUAAUCGGCGUAUUAGGGUUUUUUUGAAAAAGAUUUGCGGCACUGGGAGUUGGCGAUUUGAUUGCUAAAAAGCGAUUGAAUUUAUAAGAUAUAUAUAUCUAUACAUUUGAGAAUCGAAUCAACAUUUUUUUUGAUUUGUUAAUAUGGGAGGAUCGCAGAAAUCAAAAAGGGUUACUUGGGCCUCCGAUGUUAAUCUUUGUCAGGUGAGGCUCUUCUUGUCGGAAGAAUCUCCUUCACAAGUUGGAAUGGGAGCUCAAGACCAUCUCCAGGCAAAGGCAAUCUCAGGUGGAAUGGGGUCUGAUGACAAUUUGCCUCCAGGUUUUGAAGGAAUCCAGCCUGCAAAUCCAUGGAUAGUAAAGCUAGCUCAAAUACCAUUAGCAAAAUGGAAAUGGCCUCCAAGAUUUGAAGUUGAUAGCACUUGGCGAGUGGUAGCUGGGGAAGAGAGCAGAGAAAUAGAAGCCCAGAAUCAACGAGAAAUGAGAGUUCUGGAAGCCAUUUAUCCACGGCCUUCAGCUAUUCCUCCAAACCCUUCUGCAUUAGUUGGUGCGGAAGACUCGAGUGUUAACGACCAAUUCACUCCUCUGGUUCCCAUAACACCAAUUGAAGAUGAAGAUGCUACAUUGGAUACACCACUUAACUCCAUGGCUGCAAACAGCAAUCCCCUACUCUUACAGCCACAGCACUCAUCUCAUGCAUCUUUUUCCUCUCCAGGCAGUUCGUCUAUUAAUCUUCAUGCCAACGGUUUUCCAGCUGCCAGUGUGGAGCCCGAUAUUGUGGCAGCUGCACAAGCCGCAUUGACUUCAGUCAUGUCAAACGCCGAUCAGGGAAAUCUAAUAGAUCGUGAAUUGCUCAUUAAGAUUCUCAGCGACCCAAAAAUGAUUGAGCAACUAGUUAUAAACCAUGCUACGCAAAAUGCUCCAUCAUCCAGCACACAGAAUAUGCCAUCGUCUUCCCAUUUCCACAAUGUUGCAGCCACUGGAGCACAGACUAUUGUAUCCUCCAGCACACAACAUAUGCCGUCAUCCAACUUGUUGCCAUCCAUUGGAAUGCAAAAUGUUGCAUCUUCCAGUACUCCAAGUAUGCACAAUACGCCGUCCACCAGCUCACAGUAUAUUCCUGAUCUGAGGUCGCCGCCGAAGAGUUCAUUUGAUCCGGUCAAUGUUGCUGUCAAUAGAAGAGAAGCACUUUCUGCUCACGUUAGUCGGCCGGAGCUCAUUGCACAUUCUAGGCCUACAACAACUGGACCUUUUUACCCUCCAAGUCGGAUGGGAUCCAUCCCCAACAUAAGGCCGUCUGUCCCUGAUGUCAUCUCUGCACCCUCUCCAUCUGCAGGAGCUCCCGUAAAAAAGGAUAUCAAUUAUUAUAAGAGCCUCAUUCAGCAACACGGAGGAGAAAGACGAGAGACUAUGCCUCAAUUUGCUCAUCAAAGCAACCAACCACCAGGGUCGAGUCAAGAACCUUUGAAUGUGAUGAAACCAAGAGAGUCGAAACCGAAGAUAAUGAAGCCAUGCAUCUACUUCAACAGUUCGAGGGGUUGCAGAAAUGGAGCUAACUGCGCCUAUCAGCACGAUAUGUCAUCCCAGCAAAGGGUCAGUAGCAUUCCGGAGGUUCAGAAUGCUAAGAGAGUGAAAUUGGAUAGAGAAAUUACUGGUACAUAACUAUGCAAUCAACAUCGUCGUGUAUAUCUUUAUUUGAGUAUGGUUUUAUCCCCGGCCUUAUCUUUCUAAUUCCACGACGAGGAUGAAUUCAUAUUUGUUUAUUCAUAUCUGUGAGAUUUUUUGCUCAAAUUUUGAAGUUACAGAUAAUAAGCUGCUACA